Molecule: messenger RNA, 2563 nt
Organism: Seminavis robusta
Lineage: Eukaryota; Bacillariophyta; Bacillariophyceae; Naviculales; Naviculaceae
Source: the annotation of a GenBank genome assembly
AAAGUCUGUAACCCUGCCACCAACGAUGGGUGCACCGCCAUAGUCCUCCGUACGGCGACCACGAAGGGUACUGCCAGCUGCGGCAGCUGGCAGCAUAAUCAUCAGCGACAGGAUCAGCGUUAAUCGUUUCAUCAUCUUUCGUUCUUCUUGUUGUAUUUUGUGUCAUUGCUGGGUUUGUGUGUUGAAAGUAUCACGACUGGCUAAUGUGGAGUUCUCUACCAGCAUGACUGCGAAUUAUUGAUGCAUGCAUUUGAAAGUCAGCUACGGUAUGAACAUAUACUCAACCAGGAAAAAGUAGCAAUGCCAACAAGUUAUUGACGCAAAAAGUGAGGCCGCCAUGUGCCAGCUUCGGUUCUCUUCUUGUGGUGAUGGCCAAGUCCUGGAUAUUUGAAACAUGCAUGCCGUAUCUUUUUGUUUUUAUGACGUCAUUGAAAAAGAUCUGCAGCCGAUCGACACCUGCCCAACGGCAACAAGAGAUAUGACACCAUGGCCACGGCGACCACAAAAAACUGAAGCCAACAUUGAUCGAGCUGAAGCAAUAGCUUAGUAGGUCUUAUUCAGUAGUAGACAAGCACCUCUCAGUAGCUAUUGACAACUUGCGUUUUCUGCAAUACCAUGGCGUUUGCUGCUUUGUUGAUGAUGCGACCGCUUCUGCUCUUGAUUGUGAUUUCCAGUGUCUUUAAGUCUUCUGUUGCCACCAGCAGAGAUCCCUUCUUUCGCAAGACAUCCUCCGUGACAUCCAACCUGUUGGCAUGGAGGAAAGACACAUUAUUGUCGCCUCGAAGUAGUUUUAUGAGAAACAUGCGCGACAGCAACACUCUCACUGAUGGCAGCAAUAAGGCAGAGCAAGAGCAACCAGCACAGGAAGCUGAGAAUGAUGAUGAGCAGGUGGAGCUGACAUCCCCACGUGUCACUCGAUCGAUCAGUAAUGAUGACACAUUCUACUCGGCAGAAGAAGAAGAAGACGAGGAUGAGAGCUGGAAUGGCGAAGAAGAUGAUGAAGGCACCAUGGAGAUGACUUCCUUACUACUGGACAUGCGGGGAGGAGCUGUCUCCGAUAACACUCUAGCAACAACGCCUCGUGGCGGAGGAGCCAAGAAAAAACAAGUGCAAGAUGAUGACUCCACCGCUGCGGGCAUGAUAUCCUGUGUUUUUAACUUGGUCAACAAUGUGGCGGGAGCUGGAAUCUUGGCGCUCAGUGCAGGCAUGACGGGGGGUACUGGAUGGAUCCCCGCCGUCUUGCUGUGUGUGGCACUCGGGAUCAUUAGCAGUCACUCCUUCAAGAUUAUUGGAGAGGCCUGUGAACUUACUGGAGAAAAGGACUUUAAGGGACUUUGGGCCCGGACGAUUGGACCUCAAACAACCUACAUGGUCGAUUCCAUCAUUGCAUUCAUGUGCGUGGCAGUCUCCAUCAUCUAUUCCGGUAUCUUGGGAGAUGUCUUUACACCACUCCUCAAAGAGGCUGGGAUGCCCGAUAUAUACAAUGGACGAACCUCCAACAUUAUUGCCAUCACGGCCACCUUGCUGCUCCCCCUCAGUCUCAUUAAAAACUUGAGCGCAUUGGCAUUCACAUCCAUUUUGGGAUUCUGUGCCAUUUCCUACACUGUGUUCUUUAUUGUGGUGCGAGCAUUGGAUGGAUCUUACAAAUUGGGAUCGGGACGAUUCGUACAAGAAGGGGCUGCCUCGUUGUUGGACGCCAUGCCUUCUUUUCAGAAAUCGUCCCUCUGGGGAUUUGGUUUUACGUCGCUCGUGCUGGUCUCCAACUUGGGAUUGGCGUUUAUCGCACACUACAAUGCCCCCACUUUUUAUCGACAAUUGCGCAAUACCAACAGUCAACGAUUCGGACGUAUGGUCGAUGUGUCCUUUACCAUUCUCGUGGCACUCUACAUCAUUACCAUGCUCGCUGGAUACAGUACAUUUGGAGAUGUGUGUCGCGGCAAUCUACUCUUGAAUUAUCAUCCACACGAUAUACUGAGCACUCUGGGACGACUCGCCACGGGGUUUUCCAUUCUGUUUGGAUUCCCCUUGGUCAUGUGUGGUGCACGCGAAGGAUUGAUUGGUGCCGCGGAUAGUUGUGGAUUUCCGGCAUUGGGAAAAGAUCAGUUCCAUUUCCCAUUGGUGGCAACCAUGUUGGCCUUUGUCACGGUCAUUUCUUGCAGUGUCGAGGAUGUUUCGCUCGUCGUGGGAUUGACCGGAGCUGCCAUGGGAGCCUUUAUCGUGUAUAUUUGUCCCGCUAUUCUGUACACUCGAGCCGUCAAGCAGGUCAAGGGCAAAGACAGCGUCGAGUAUGGCAAGGCCAAAUAUACAAUGGCGCUGGUACCCUUUGGUCUUUUUGUGGGAUCUCUUGGAGUCUACAUGACAAUCAAAGAAGCCAUGGCUUAGCUAGCUAGCUAGCUAGACGGAGAACAACCGCGUGAUCCUCGUGUCGGGUCCACCUUUGGCUACGACCUCUCGAUGGCUAUCGUAGCUAGCUAGUAUCAGAGUUACAUAGUUGCAAGUUUCUUCAUGUAAGUAAAGCUACAAUAUUAUAUAUUCAGUAUGACAAAACUGAAACAACUGGGCU